Messenger RNA from Elgaria multicarinata webbii, 2617 nucleotides. It is a transcript of the gene RIPK1, whose product is annotated as receptor interacting serine/threonine kinase 1. Gene Ontology annotation, molecular function: protein kinase activity; protein binding; ATP binding. Gene Ontology annotation, biological process: signal transduction; protein phosphorylation. Gene Ontology annotation, cellular component: cytoplasm. The record is from RefSeq and is a predicted model, not a curated record. The transcript is spliced from 12 exons. Lineage: Eukaryota; Metazoa; Chordata; Lepidosauria; Squamata; Anguidae. The coding region runs from base 200 to 2317 and encodes 705 amino acids.
CAGCGAAGGAGGAAGAAACUUGCAAGCCCAGUGCUCUCUGUGCCUCGGCCCCUUUCGGGAGGAGGAGAGGGGAAAGUGGCGAGGGGAUCCCUCCCCGUGGCCCUGGACGGACAAAACGUGGCGGAUUCCUUCUCGGGGACAAGAGAAGGUCCUGGAUUUCCUCUUUAUGAAUUAACAAGCUGCUCUGGGUACCGCAAAAAUGUCCUUGGUUGGCAUCCAGAUGAACUCAGAGGACUUUUUGCAAAAAGAGCAGCUGGAUGCCGGCGGAUUUGGCAUGGUUUCUUUAUGCUACCACAAGAGGCACGGGCUGGUGGUGUUAAAAACGGUGUACACGGGGCCUCAACGCACAGAAUGUAACACUUCCCUUCUAGAAGAAGGCAAGAUUAUGCACAAACUGAAUCAUGAUCGUGUGGUGAAGUUACUAGGCAUCAUUCUGGAAGAUGGUAACUACUCCCUUGUGAUGGAAUAUGUACGGAAAGGGAACCUGAUGUCCGUACUAAAGGCAACCCCAAUUCCUUUGUCCGUGAAAGGGCGCUUCAUCUUGGAGAUCAUUGAAGGAAUGCUUUAUUUAACCGAACAAGGCUUAGUACACAAAGACCUAAAACCAGAAAAUAUCCUCGUGGAUGAAAACUUUCACAUCAAGAUAGCAGACCUGGGUGUGGCCUGCUUCAAAACCUGGAGCAGGCUGACUAAAGAGGAGACCAGCCGGCAGAGGAAAAUCAAAUGCAGCUCUAAGAACAACGCCGGCACCCUUUUCUACAUGGCCCCAGAACACUUGCAGGACAUCAACACUACACCUGUGGAAAAAUCUGACGUUUACAGCUUUGGCAUAGUGUUAUGGGCCAUUUUUGCCGACAAGGAGCCUUAUGAGAAUGCUGUAAACGACAUGCACGUGUGCUUCUGUAUCAUGAACGGGGUCAGGCCAUGUAUAGAAGAAAUGGAAAAGAUUUGCCCAAAGGAGAUUAAGGCUUUAAUGGAACGUUCCUGGAAACAAAACCCAGAGGACCGGCCGACCUUUGCAGAAAUCAGUUUGACAUACAAGCCAUUUUACCAACAGAACUUUGAAAAGCUUGUUGAAGAUGAUGUGAGAAGGAUAAAAGAAGUGUACCCAGAACCAAAUGAUCUUGUGAAAAGGAUGCAGUCCCUUGAAGUAGAUGCGGUAGCAGAACCACCAAAUAGCGCCCGAACAGAUCUGCCCGGUUCCCUACACAGUUCUCAGGGUCUUGCAGCCAACGUCAUAGACGAAGUCCUGUUUGAGGCUUGUCCUGUGAAUGAACCUGAGGAGAGCUGCGAAAAUGCGUUCGACCCACCGGUGAGCUUAGAGAGGAAACUGCAGGAUGAGCUGAACUACCACAAGCACGGCAGCCGGAUGGACAGGGCGGAAAGCUAUCUGGGGGCGUACAGUGCUGUAAUGCGGGAGGAAGAGCGGAGGAGAAAGGUGUCCCAUGAUCCAUUUGCAAAGGUGCCUGCUGCCCCCCGGGUACAGGAGUCAUACCUGACAGCUGAAAAUACUGGAUCAAGUGCCAGUCAUAGCAACAUUGGUGCAGCCCGUUACAAUCAUUUAUCACCCCCUGGAGCAACUCCGGAAAGGGGAAAUAUACUAUUGGAUCCAAAUGGGUUUUACGGGCUAGGAAAUUCUGCAAAUCCCAGAACCUCACUAAGUGCGGAAGAUCUCUAUGGAUCCCAUUCAACAAGCCUCUUUAAUUUAAGUAAACCACCUGUGCCUGAAUCUGGUAUGGAUCGUCCACUGAAGCCAAACAAUCCUUACCUUUUCACAAAAAGUGCAAGCAUAGAAACUGGUCUAAUGGAAUCGACCCCUUUUAUGAAGACGAAUUUUGCACAUCCUUCUGUAUACAGAAAGAGUAUAGAAGAUCCUGCACAAUACAUCAUUAAUAAUAGCAGAGGAAUUCAAAUAGGUUCCAACAACUACAUGAAAAUAAAAGAACCGAUUCUCAAUAUACCCAAUACUCCAGCAAAUGCUCCCUAUAAUCCUGCACACCAGAAGCUCUUUGAGAGCACUGCUCUUGUUUCUGACAUACACCUGACCCUCGUGCGUGACAACUUGGCGAAACGCUGGAAACAUUGUGCGCGUAUACUGGGCUUCAGUGACCCAGAGCUGGAUGAAAUUGACCACGACUACGAACGAGAUGGACUAAAAGAAAAAGUUUACCAAAUGUUUCAGAGGUGGCUGAUGAAGGAAGGCAGCAAAGGGGCUACUGUGGGAAAGCUGGCCAUAGCCCUCUAUUCUUGCAGAAGGAUAGACCUCCUUAACAGCUUUGUGAAAAUAGCUCAGGAAUCUGAAGUGAAUAACAAUUGAGAAAUAAAACAGCGAGAGAAUUCUGCUCUUCUGCAAAGAGUUUUCCACAGGGAAUAUGUGGACAUUUUGCUUUACAAUAUAUUGAUAAUCAUUGCAAACAUCUUGAUGCUGCCAGUGUCAUGCAAGAAUAAUGAAGGUAUAAGAAGGUAAGGGAGGGGGUUGAUCAUCUCAUUUGAGAUUUCAUAGCAGCCAUGUUCUCUAGAACACUGCCAAGAAAAUUAUAAUAUGAAAUAUAUGUCUUUUUAGAAAAUGUCAAAUUAUUAAUGCAUUUUAUAAUUUUAAUAAAAACAUUAAUAUAAA